Molecule: messenger RNA, 2646 nt
Organism: Seminavis robusta
Lineage: Eukaryota; Bacillariophyta; Bacillariophyceae; Naviculales; Naviculaceae
Source: the annotation of a GenBank genome assembly
AUGAACAAAGAAACUGAUCCAUCGAAACCAGUUGCUGGCUUGAACACCACCGCCAGCUCUAGCUCUGGGAACAACGGCACAGUUGAUCCUGCCACUUUGGACCCUCCCACUACAACUUAUUUGGACCGUACUAUGCAAGGAAUGGCCGAAGAAAGAGCGGCCAAAGAAGCGUCCAGAGCCAGCAUGGACCGUUCUACUGGUACUGGUACUACUGGUAUAGUGGCUAGCGGCAUUCCUGGAGCUGUCUUGGAGAUUAGUCAAAAGAGACAAAAGGAGGCCAAACAAGCUACUACAGAUGGACUGGUGGAUAUCACGGAUGCCAGGAAGCCACCAGCAACUGCCAGACAUGGACUAAAGAGAUCUGUGGAAGAAAAGGCUGCUAAGGUAAAAAGCUCUUUGGAAACCGAGGAAUCUGAUGUCCUUCAGGUUGUGCACGCACGCUCCCCAGGAGAUGCCAGACGAGAGGUGGAGCUCCAAAAGCUGGAGCAGUAUGAGCAGAACCAGAGGGUCCAACAACAAGCUGUAGCUGUUGAACAAGAGAAAGCACACCAGCAACCUAGGAUAGGUCGGCAAACAGAUUCUAUACACAGCCGGGUUCAGAUAAGGACAAACAGAAGUGCCACCAAUAAGAGCAGCACGAGUAAUGGGCCAACCAAUGAAGACAAUGGAGAGUCUCUGAGUAUUGAUGAAAUUGCCAAACUAGCCGAAUCCCAACAGAGAGCCCAGCCUUCAGCAUCCGCGUCGUUUUUUUGCCCCAAAACCAUCAGUGAGAAUCCUGGCAGUAGCACUACAACAGCUACCAGUACACCAUCCAACAUCCAAAAUAAUGGAAGGCAACAGAUUCCACUUCCUGCAGGGGCACAGCCAGGAGCAUACUCGGGAGCUCCUGGUAUGGACCUUCAAAGGGCUAACAGACCUUGCUUUUCAUUACUUGGGGUUGCUUCCACUGCAGUGGAACCAAUGGCCGACCUAAGUGCCCAUGAUGGAUGCCUGACAUCCAUCAAUGCGGACAGGGAAGAAGCUGAGCCCGAAAUAAAUAAUUAUGCCAACAGUGACAGCAAUGGCUUGGCUGUGGCAGCGCUGGUGGAAGAGGAUGAGAUGCCCCAAGAUUUGCCACGAGCUGCAGAGUUUGAUGUGGAUGAAUUGCGAAGGAGAAAGGAAGAAUCCACGAACGGAUUCAAAACCAAGAUUUACAUCAUCGUUGGCUUGCUUGUGGUUUUUGGAAUCAUUGUGGCAGGAGUCUGUGGCAGCGGCCACUGCAGCAGUAAGGAAGAACUCAGUCCCAGAGAUAUGGAAGGCAUCGAAAUUAAAGCCCAGUUGGAAAAAGUGUUAGGUCAUAUUUAUUUUGAUGGUUCCACAGACAACACAGAACCUCAUCAAAAAGCACUCAAGUGGAUCAUCCAUCAAGAUCCCCGCCAAUUGCCUCCAGAUUCCAACCAUCUACUCCAACGUUUUGUUUUGACACAGUUUUACUUCAGUACAUCGCAAGCCAGCCCUUGGAAGUUCUGUGGCGCUGCCAGUGGUGCACAAACAGACGUGUGCCAAGAAAGGCAUUUAAGCAACCAAUUUUUUUCUGAGCGAUGGUUGUCGGGAGUUCCUGAAUGCCGGUGGGCUGGAUGCAGUUGUGAGGGAGAAAAUAUUACUGAAGUUGAUAUCUGGGACAAUAGCUUCACAGGGUCACUUCCAAGUGAACUAGGCUUGUUGUCCCAUGCAAUAAGCUUGUCUUUUCGAUUCCAAGACUUUACUGGCACUAUACCCACAGAAAUGUACCAAUUGAAAGCUCUUACCAAUUUGGAUCUUUCGGAAAACAGUUUUACAGGAACCAUCAAUCCUGCAGUCUUCUCCAUGCCAUCGUUGGGCGUACUCCAUUUUUGGGGCAACCACAUGACAGGCACCAUCCCAACUGAAGUUGGGCUCUUUCAAGGAGAGGUGCUCUUCAUGCACACAAAUUCUUUUACAGGAACGAUACCUUCCGAAUUGUUUUCCGCCAACAAGGUCAGGUUUUUUUAUUUUGGAGAUAAUAAGCUCUCCGGAACCAUUCCCACAGAAGUUGGACUUUUAUCCCAGCAAGUCCAUCUUGACACGAACGCAGACUUUCAACCUGAUAGCGGUCCUUCAUUUGGUUUUGCCCGCAAUAAUGCAUUGUCUGGGACAAUUCCAUCAGAGUUUGGGCUGGUGGACAAGCUAUCUGAAUUCAAUAUUGGAGAUACACGCAUUGGAGGCACCAUUCCUGAAGAGCUAAUCUUGAACUGCCUCAAUUUGUGGUUCCUCCGUGUAGAAAACUGCAACUUGGGGGGUACAUUGAGCACCAACUUGGGAUUACUCACAAAUCUCAGAUUUUUAUUGUUGGCGAACAACAACUUUUCAGGUAGCAUCCCCGUGGAGCUUGAAGCGCUGACAUUGUUAGAAGACUUUACAAUCAAUGGAAAUCCUGAACUCAGAGGGGGCAUUCCUGAUGGCAUGUGCUUUGAGAGCUCUUUUAGUGCUCAAGGACUCGAGUUUGUAGCCGACUGCGCGCCUACCACGAUCACAGCAAGUGACGGGACAACCAGCACGGGAGAACCACUUGUGUCUUGUCCUGAAGGAUGUUGCAGUGCAUGCUGUGAUGGGGGGACUGGAAUCUGCACGGAAGAAAAGCCCUCUUGA